Molecule: messenger RNA, 1014 nt
Organism: Pyricularia pennisetigena
Lineage: Eukaryota; Fungi; Ascomycota; Sordariomycetes; Magnaporthales; Pyriculariaceae
Exons: 2
Coding region: 1-1014 (337 amino acids)
Biological process (GO): peptidyl-proline hydroxylation to 4-hydroxy-L-proline
Cellular component (GO): endoplasmic reticulum
Molecular function (GO): iron ion binding; L-ascorbic acid binding; procollagen-proline 4-dioxygenase activity
Source: RefSeq, a predicted model, not a curated record
AUGGGCUCCAUGCCCAAUCCAGACCUGGCGUCCUCGGAUGACGAGCUCAAAGACUUCCCUUGCCGGCCCUUCAAGGUCGUCUACAACUUUGCCCCAGUCCCCAUCCCCGAGAACUUCCUCAGCACCAGCAACCCCCCGCCCGACGCGCAGCCCGUGACCCUGACCCCGGUCGACUUCACCUCGGUCCUGCCCGAAUACGAAGGUACGUACGCCGUGGUGCUGGAGAACGUGCUCUCGCCCUCGGAAUGUGCCCAGCUGCUGCGGAUGGCCGAGGCCAGCGUGCCCGAGGCGGACCGGUACGAGCGCCGGGUCAAGAAGCCCAGCCACGGCGGCAAGGAAGCUGCCACCACCACCACCACCAACGACGAUUCUGCUGCUGCCCCAGCCCCGACAGUCUUCAAGGACCCCUGGCGGCCGGCCUGCGUCUCCGUCGGCGCCGACUUGGAGGUGCUGCAGCGCGACUACCGCCGCGGCGACCGUAUCGUCUGGGACGAGCAGGAGAUCACGGACCGGCUGUGGGCCCGCUGCGCCCAGGCACCCGGUCUGCUCGAGAAACUGGCCGUCGUCGGGCCCGACGAGCCCGCCGCCCCGUUCAAGUCCAGGUACGGCGCGAACCCGCCGUGGCGCUUCUUGCGCAUCAACAGGCGCAUGCGGUUCCUCAAGUACCGCCGCGGCGAUUUCUUUAGGCCCCACUGUGACGGCGCCUUCGCCGACUCGUCGGACGGCAAAUACCGCCAGACGCUCUUCACGCUGCACCUGUACCUCAACGACUCCAAGGCUGAGGCGGCCGCGGCGGGGAGGGGUCCCACAGACCUGGUCGGUGGCGCCACCCCCUUCCUGAGCCGGGACGGGUCGCGCAGGAUCGACGUCAACCCGCGCUGCGGCCGCGUGCUCAUCUUUCAGCACAACAAGCUCCGGCACUCUGGUGACGACGUCGUCGAUGGUGUCAAGUAUACCAUGCGGACCGAUCUGCUGUACGAGAUGGUGGAGCUGGAGAAGGAUGAGGGCAAGUAG